GAGCUGAAAGGCCCGGCCCGUUUGAGACCUUGAAGGUUAUCCGACAUAUCGUACUCAUCGUUGUGGGUUUUGGAAAGUGUUUCGAGGGGUUUGGAAUUUGUAGGGAUUGAAGUCCGAAGAAGAUAAGCUCAUCACAUUUCCAAAACCCUACUCUCUCUCUCUCUCUCUCUCUCUCUCUCCGGGACGACUAAUGCUUGCUUGCAAAAGCAUCACAGAGUUGGCAAAAAAACAUUGUUCCAGCCGUGUGGUAAGUAUUCCUCUUUUCUCUCUCUAAAGCAUCUGAACUCCAGAAAUGGUGCUCGGCUUUGAAUCACUCAUUCCAACUGCCUGAAUGACCACUGCUCACCGCUUAUUUCCCGCCACCGCCGCCAGCACUUGUCGUUUUUUCUCAAGAAAAUCUGCCGCCUGCCCGUUUCAGCUUCAGUCUGUCAUGUUGCAGAGCAGGGUGUUGCAACAUUACAGUUGCCCAUAUUUGCAAAAUUCAGCAUUUUGCAUUGGUCGUAAGUAUGAGAAAUGCUUCCAGAUGAGAUUGAGGAAGCUCAAUGUAUCUUGUGUUAUCAAAAGCAAUCAACCAGGAGUUAUUUCUGCAGGAAGCCCUACUUCUAGAAACUCUGAUGGGUGUAGGUUGGCCAUCACCAGUCAACCCCAAUUUAAAUUGGGGCAUUCGUGUAUCAUGAUGCCUUUGAAUUUUGCGGGGUAUGGAUUGAUAUCGCCUUAUCCUGGUAAGAGGUAUUUUUCUCACAUACAAGGACCCAUAAUGAAAAAAAAUGAUGGUGUUGGUGUUAUAGAUGGAAGGAUAAGUGGGAUUACCUCAGGAUUCAAGGUUUCUAAUAAGGAUGGGAAGCAGGCAAAGUCAUUGGCUGCUUACAAGAGAACUGUCGCCGGCAGGGUGCGAGUUGCAGCUUCUACUCGGGCACUAGGGAUGAAUUAUCCCAAGGCUAAAAAGUCAGCUAUUAAAGAUCCCAAUAUGGUGAGCUCAAAUAAGCAGCUAGUUGGGGAAGGCAAGGAUGAUGCGAGUUCGGUUUCAAGUUUACCUGUUGGUAUUAACAACCAAGUCUCCAAAGUUAGAGGAAACCAGAAGCGGCAGUCAAGAAGCAAAAAAAGCAAUGAACAAUGUUCUGGCACUAAUUCUGCUUCUGAUGCAGCUGCUCAGACAGGAGGCUCUGUAAGAGUUUCUCAAGCAAAGACAUCCAAAUCAGCCAAAAAGAAUCAGCCUUCAGCUUCUGCAAAGAAUAAUUUGAUUGGGGAAACACCUAUUGAAGAGCCUGACAGUUCUAUUUCUACAAAGCAGCAGUCUGUAAGGACAGUUGAGAAAUCUCGUAGAAAGGGAAAAUCGACGAAGGAAGCUAAUUCUAUAGUUAAAGCCCCUGUUCCCCAAGCUUCAUCUGGAAAUGACUUAGUGCAGAAACAAGAAAACCCUACAGGUGGCAAAUCUAAGCCUCGGGGACAAAGGAAGUUGCCGGUUCUACAACCUCCUAAAGGCAAAUCUGUUGUGGUUGUGGAGUCUGCUACGAAGGCCAAAGUUAUUCAGGGCUAUCUUGGUGACAUGUUUGAAGUGCUACCUAGCUAUGGUCAUGUAAGAGACUUGGCCGCCAGGUCAGGAUCUGUGCGGCCUGAUAAUGACUUCAGUAUGAUAUGGGAGGUUUCAUCUGCUGCCUCGACUCAUCUAAAAAGUAUCAAGGUUGCUCUAAGCGGAGCAGAAAAUCUUAUUCUUGCAUCAGAUCCUGAUCGCGAAGGAGAGGCUAUAGCUUGGCACAUUAUUGAGAUUUUGCAGCAGGAAGAUGCUUUACGUGAGGAUAUGACUGUAGCGAGGGUUGUCUUUAAUGAAAUAACUGAGUCAUCUGUCAAAAGUGCCCUGCAGGCUCCACGAGAUAUUGAUGUAAAUUUGGUUCAUGCUUACCUUGCACGUCGCGCCCUUGAUUACUUGAUUGGAUUCAACAUUUCACCACUAUUGUGGAGGAAAUUACCUGGUUGCCAAUCUGCUGGACGAGUCCAAUCUGCUGCUCUAUCUAUUAUAUGUGACAGAGAAAAAGAUAUUGAUGAAUUUAAAUCUCAGGAAUAUUGGACUGUUGAAGUUGAGUUUAACAUAAGCGAUUUGGGUUCAGUGACGAGUGAAUUCUCUUUUUCAUCAUAUUUGACCCACUUCAAUUCUGAGAAGUUAAAUCAACUGUCAGUUAGUUCUCAUGCAGAGGCCAAGGACAUUGAAGAGAAGAUUAAUUCAUCAAACUUUGAGGUGGUUGAGUUGGAGAGAAAAAAAAUUCGGAAAAACCCUCUUCCUCCAUUUAUAACAUCAACACUUCAGCAGGAAGCUGCAAACAAAUUGCAUUUUUCGGCAACAAGUACGAUGAGAUUGGCACAGAAACUGUACGAGGGAGUGCAGUUGUCGAAUGGCACGGCAGCAGGAUUAAUAACGUACAUGAGAACAGAUGGAUUGCACAUUUCUGAUGAAGCUGCAAAGGACAUUCGCUCCUUGGUCAUUGACAGAUAUGGAGAUGAUUUUGCAACACAGAGAGCUCAUAAGUACUUAAAGAAGGUGAAGAAUGCUCAAGAGGCACAUGAGGCAAUAAGACCCACAGAUAUCCGGAGAUUACCCUCUCAGCUGGUUGGCAUACUUGAUGAAGAUUCUUUGAAGUUAUAUACUCUUAUUUGGGCUCGUACAAUGGCAAGUCAAAUUAAAUCCGCUACCAUUGAUCAGAUACAAGUCGAUAUUGGUAAUGCUGAUCAAUCGAUUGCUCUUCGAUCAACAUGCUCGAAAGUGGGGUUUCUUGGAUAUUUGGCAGCCUACGAGGAUAUAGAAGCUAAAACAAUAAGAUCUAAUGCAAAUGGAGAAUAUGACAGGAUUGAAACUUUCAAAGUUCUCGACAACCUGAGGCGAGGGGAUUCAUUGUAUCUUGGUGAAGUGGAACUCACGCAACACCAUACACAGCCACCUCCACGCUACAACGAGGGAUCAUUGGUUAAAAAGCUGGAGGAGCUUGGCAUAGGAAGACCUUCUACAUAUGCAUCUACAAUAAAAGUUUUAAAGGACAGAAAUUAUGUAACAGUUAAAAGCAGAGUACUCUAUCCGCAAUUUCGUGGUCGCAUGGUCUCCGCAUUUCUCUCACACCAUUUCUCGGAGGUGACGAAUUAUAGUUUUACUGCUGAUAUGGAGUCAGAGCUUGACAAUAUUUCUACCGGCUCGACUGAAUGGAAAGGACUACUUGGAGAUUAUUGGACACGAUUCAGGAAGUAUUGCGAUCUUGCUGCUAGUGUUCAUAUUCAUCAGGUGGAGAAGAUGUUGGAGAAUACAUUUGGGGAUCUAGUGUUUGCUUCUCUCCCGGACAAAAGCAGGACAUGCCCAAGUUGUUUGGAAGGCACAUUGAUUUUUAAAGUUAGUAGAUUUGGUGCUGGUUAUUUUUUAGGCUGUGACAAACACCCACAGUGCAAGUUCAUUGCUAAGACAUUGUACAGGGACGACAAUGAGGAGGUGACUUCUCAAAAUAACCCCACAGCGGUGGAGCCAAAAUUGAUAGGCCUUCAUCCUGGAUCAAAUGAUAAGAUUCUCUUGAAGAAGGGACCUUAUGGUUUCUAUCUUCAACUCGGUGAGGAUAGCAAGGGAUGCGUGCCGAAAAGAGCCUCUGUUUCCCAAGUAAAAGAUGUAGAUUCCAUUACCCUAGAAGUUGCUAUAGAGUUGUUGCGAUAUCCCGUGAUGUUGGGAAACCAUCCUGACAGUCGCCAACCAGUUAUGUUGAAGCUUGCGAGAUUUGGGUUUUCUAUUGGACAUCAGCGAACGAGCGUGUCUAUACCUAAGGAAAUAAUGCCCGGGGAUAUAACCCUAGAGAAAGCAUUAGAGCUUUUGUUGACUAAAAAAGUGAAAGGACGUCGUCAACCCAAGAGCAAACCCAAAAGCAAACCGAAGCUUAAAGAAGCCAUCAAAGCGGUGUAGGUGCAUAACAGGUUACAGGUGAUUUAAUGUUCAGUUUAACUUAUUCAAAUUGGUGGACUUCAACUAUGGCAAAAGAAUGACGGUAUGAGUCAUAAUUAUUGUCCCUGUGCGAGGAAGUGCAUAUGAAACGAUGAAUCAAUUUUGUUGUAAUUUGAAGUAUUGUGCUCUCUGUAGCUCUUAAGUCUUCAUUUGUAUGCAUAUUCGAUCCUCAAUUUCACGAGGAAUUUUGUCUCUCA
This is a messenger RNA of Rhododendron vialii, 4161 nucleotides long. RefSeq lists its product as uncharacterized. Gene Ontology annotation, cellular component: chromosome. The record is from RefSeq and is a predicted model, not a curated record. Gene Ontology annotation, biological process: DNA topological change. Bases 332 to 3925 code for a protein of 1197 amino acids. Gene Ontology annotation, molecular function: DNA topoisomerase type I (single strand cut, ATP-independent) activity; DNA binding. NCBI's taxonomy places the organism in Eukaryota, Viridiplantae, Streptophyta, Magnoliopsida, Ericales, Ericaceae. The transcript has 9 exons.